AUGGAUGAAUACUUAAAACCUUUCAUCCACGGAGUAGCAACACUUAAUAAACCGCAUAAAGAGGUUUUGAGCAACGGCUCAAAACAUGAUCUGAGCGGACUGCAGAAACUAUCGGGAAAGCAUCUCGAGCAGGCAACUCCUUUUUACGUGGAGCGGCCUCCAGGGGAUUCCACAGACCUCGUGGGGGGCGACAAGGAUUCAACUUCAAGACCUUUCGCCCAUUCAGUCCCAGAGGGACCAUAUUCAACAGGGGGAACAGAAACCGAGGCCAUGGCUCAUUUCCAAGAUUUACAAAUCCCCAGACUUACAAGUCGUUCCACCAAUAAAGAAAUUCAAACCAGAUUGUUUACCCAAAGGUACGUUUUCAGAACUUUUUCAGGUCAAUUUGACUCAAAAUAUACCUCAAACGGGGCGCUUAAAGUUUUUCACCCCCGCAUGGGAAAUGAUCACACAGGACCCUUGGAUCCUGCAGGUCAUCCAGGGUUACCAGAUAGAAGUUGUAACUCCUCCAGUGCAACAGUCAUUAUCCAAUGUACCAAAGCUUUCUUCGACACAAGAGACAGAGUGUUGGAGCAAGAGGUAAAAGAAUUGUUGAUGAAGCAGGCAAUUCAUCCAGUACAAUCCCCAGAGCCAGCGGCAUGA
Messenger RNA from Paramuricea clavata, 642 nucleotides. The record is from the annotation of a GenBank genome assembly. NCBI's taxonomy places the organism in Eukaryota, Metazoa, Cnidaria, Anthozoa, Malacalcyonacea, Plexauridae.